GUGACGCGGCGCGGCGCGGGGUUGGCGCCAUGAGGCUGAAGCUGAAGAACGUUUUCGUCGUUUACUUCGUGUUGUCGGUGCUCGGGCUGUGGUACACGGUGUGGGAGCUGGGGCGGCCAUGCGACUGCACGGCGCAGCUGAAGUCCGCGGGCGAGCUGACGCGGCAAUGGGAGCAGAGGGUGAAGCGGCUGCAGGAGCAGCUUAAGGUCGAGCGCGAGGCGGUCAAUGACGGGAAGACCCUGCCCAUGAUCUACGCCAUCACCCCCACCUACGCCAGGUGGGUGCAGAAGGCAGAGCUGGUGCGCCUGUCGCAGACCUUCCGCCACCUGAAGCAAUUCCACUGGAUCGUGGUGGAGGAUGCGGACGCACCAUCCACGUUGGUGGCCGAGCUGCUGGCGCAGAGCGGCCUGCGCUACACCCACCUCAGCGCCCCCACGCCUGACCUCUACAAGCUGAGGGGGCAGGACCCCAGCUGGCUGAAGCCGCGAGGCGUGGAGCAGAGGAACCGGGGCAUCCAGUGGCUGCGGGAGAACCGGGAGCUCAGCGAGGAGGCAGUGGUCUACUUCGCCGAUGAUGACAACACAUACAGCCUGCGGGUCUUCGACGAGAUGCGCUGGACGAAACGCGUCUCGGUCUGGCCGGUGGGCCUCGUCGGUGGCCUGCGCUUCGAGAGGCCGCUGGUGGAGGGCGGGAAGGUGGUGGGCUUCCACACGGCUUGGAAGCCCAGCCGCCCCUUCCCCAUGGACAUGGCCGGCUUUGCCGUCUCCCUGCAGCUGCUGCUGGCCAACCGGGAGGCCAAGUUCGACGCGCGGGCCGAGCGGGGAUACCUGGAGAGCAGCCUGCUGCAGUCGCUGGUCUCCAUAGAGGAGCUGGAGCCCAUGGCCGACGACUGCAGCACAGUCCUGGUGUGGCACACGCGCACAGAGAAGCCCAAGAUGAAGCAAGAGGAAGCCCCUGCUGAAGGAGGGCAGGGGAUCGGACGUCCGGAUCGAGGUGUGAGGGGCGCGGACCCCGGCUUGUAGCCCGCCGGGGGGGAGCGAGGAUGGAUACUGACAUUGGCCUCUGUAGACAGGGCAACUGCAGAAGCAGAAGCCCCUUCACCGUGUCUCUCCCGCACAUUCCUGGACCCUACACCCUUCCCGCCCUCAGAAAGACUGGGAAUCUCCUUCCUUAAAGGGCCGGUGACAUUCGCUGACUGGAGUUGGGCUCUGGGAGACCUGCGACGGGGAACUCUGAGUGUCCGGCUCCCUGCAGACUGUUCGGAGCGCUGUGACCCUGCCGGUUAUUACUAAAGAAUUGGGUCAGAGGGAGCCUUGUACCCUGACCUGCCCUCCCCGCCGCUGGGUAGCAGGGUGCACAUGUCCUUUAGUUCCUCAGUGCUGGUUACAACGAUACUUUUCAAUAGGUUUGUUUGCUUGCUGGAGGGGUUGGUGUGAGGUUCUCAGCUAGAUUGGGCAGUACCCACUGCCCCCCCAGCUCCAGAGACCCAGGUUCGAUCCCAACCUCCGGCACUGUCUGUGCGUGGAGUUGGCACGUUCUCCCUGUGACUGUGUGGGUUUCUCUCCCCCCAACCCCCUGGUGCUCCAGGUUCCCUCCACGUCCUAACGAUGUGCGGGGUCGGUGGGUUAAGUGGCCGCUGUGAGCCUGCUGGUUAUUACUAAAGAAUUGGGUCAGAGGGAGCCUUGUACCGUGACCUGCCCUCCCCGCCGCUGGGUAGCACAUGUCCUUUAGUGUGUGGGUGAGGGUGUUGAGAGAGAACAGGUGAAAGGGUGAGAGGA
Molecule: messenger RNA, 1778 nt
Organism: Pristis pectinata (smalltooth sawfish)
Lineage: Eukaryota; Metazoa; Chordata; Chondrichthyes; Rhinopristiformes; Pristidae
Gene: b3gat3
Product: beta-1,3-glucuronyltransferase 3 (glucuronosyltransferase I)
Biological process (GO): chondroitin sulfate proteoglycan biosynthetic process; carbohydrate metabolic process
Cellular component (GO): Golgi membrane
Molecular function (GO): galactosylgalactosylxylosylprotein 3-beta-glucuronosyltransferase activity
Source: RefSeq, a predicted model, not a curated record